AACCUCGCGAGAGUUCCCCCCGGACAAGAUGGCGGCGCGGUCGAGCCGCUGAGAGGAGCGGCCAGCGGCAGACGCGGAGCGGGAAAAGGCACAGCGGCGGCGGGCUCGGCCAGCAAGGCGUCCCCGAGCGGAGGCAGGAGGCAUGCCGGGACGGGACUCGCCCCCGCCGCGGCUCUGAGCGCUUCGGGCCCUUCCCUGCCGCCGCCGCAGCCGCCACUGGCUCCUCCUCUCCCCGCCGGGGCCCCCCAUCGCCCGGGGCCGCCGCUGGCGAUGACUGGAGAGAAGCUGCGCUCGCUGCGCAGGGACCAUAAGCCCAACAAGGAGGACGGGGACCUGCUGGCGCCCGGCGAGGAGGAGGCGACGGCCGCGCCCGGCGGAGGAGGGGGAGGAGGGGGCGCCUUCACCGGGGGCGGCAAGGGCGGCCGCCUCGCCGGGGGCCACCGCGUCUUCACCAACCACCACCGGCUGCCCCUCAAGGCCGGGCCCGGGGCCUCUUCCCCCGCCGAGGUCGAGAAGGCCGCCGCCGCCGCUGCCGCUCAGUUCCCCGUCCACGAGUGCGUCUUCAAGGGGGACGUCAGGCGCCUCUCGGCCCUCAUCCGCACGCAGGGCAUCGGCCAGAAAGACAGCCACGGAAACACUCCUUUACAUCUUGCCGUGAUGCUGGGGAAUAAAGAAUGUGCCCACUUGCUUUUGGCCCACAAUGCUCCUGUGAAAGUGAAAAAUGCUCAGGGAUGGAGUCCUCUUGCAGAAGCCAUCAGCUAUGGAGAUAGACAAAUGAUUACAGCACUGCUAAGGAAACUGAAACAACAGUCUAGGGAAAGCGUUGAAGAAAAGCGACCUCGAUUAUUAAAAGCCCUGAAGGAGCUAGGUGACUUCUAUCUUGAACUUCACUGGGAUUUUCAAAGUUGGGUGCCUUUACUUUCCCGAAUCCUGCCUUCCGAUGCAUGUAAAAUAUAUAAACAAGGUAUAAAUAUCAGGCUUGACACAACACUUAUAGAUUUUACUGACAUGAAGUGCCAACGAGGGGACUUGAGCUUCAUUUUCAAUGGUGAUGCCGCACCCUCUGAAUCCUUUGUAGUUUUAGACAAUGAACAAAAAGUUUACCAACGAAUACAUCAUGAGGAAUCUGAAAUGGAAACAGAGGAAGAAGUUGACAUUUUGAUGAGCAGUGAUAUUUAUUCAGCAACAUUAUCAACCAAAUCAAUUACCUUCACACGUGCCCAGACAGGAUGGCUUUUCAGAGAAGAUAAAACAGAAAGGGUAGGAAACUUUUUGGCAGACUUCUACCUAGUUAAUGGGCUUGUGUUAGAAUCGAGGAAAAGACGAGAACAUCUAAGUGAGGAAGACAUCCUUCGCAAUAAGGCUAUCAUGGAAAGUUUGAGUAAAGGUGGAAACCUGAUGGAACAAAACUUUGAGCCUGCCAGGAGGCAGUCUCUUACGCCUCCCCCACCCAACACGAUUACGUGGGAAGAGUACAUAUCUGCAGAAAAUGGAAAAGCACCGCAUUUGGGUAGAGAACUCGUCUGUAAAGAGAGCAAGAAAACAUUUAAAGCCACAAUAGCCAUGAGCCAGGAAUUUCCUCUGGGAAUUGAAUCGUUAUUGAAUGUUUUAGAAGUAAUUGCACCCUUCAAGCACUUUAACAAACUCCGGGAAUUUGUGCAGAUGAAACUUCCACCAGGCUUUCCUGUAAAGUUAGAUAUACCUGUAUUUCCAACCAUCACAGCCACUGUGACUUUUCAGGAGUUUCGCUAUGAUGAAUUUGAUGAAUCAAUCUUCACAAUUCCUGAUGACUACAAGGAGGACCCUAGCCGCUUUCCUGAUCUCUAACAUAACUGGAAAGUUGUCAGCGAAUAAAGAAUACCAGCAUGCCACAGAGAGAAAAACAGGAUGCAGAAAGCCCACAUACAUGUUUCAUAAAGUGGGUGAAAUAGGAAGGGAUAAAACUUGUUUAAAUGAAUUCAGAAAGGGAACACAAAGUGAAUCUCAAUCCAUUGUACCAUCUAACAAGCAUCCCAUCUAGUGUCUAAAUGAGAGCAGGUCUCCUGAUGCGUCAUAUACAUUUAUACAUCCAGACCUGCAAGCAUGGUAGCCUGGCUCCUCAGUGACUCCCCGUCCCUCCAUCUCCCCACAGAUACAUAACAGCUAUAAAGACUGUCGUCUGUUUUUUUUUAAUGAUGUUUCUUGGAAAUAAUAAUAAUAAAACUCUCUUGGACCAUUAGCAUAAAAACUAAAAUGUCUUACCUGGCUGUUAACCUUUUAAAACACCCAUCUUCCUCAAGAUGCCCUCAUAACCUUCCUUCAAGCUUUGUUUUCAUAAAUUGUAAAUUCUGUAAUAUUCCGUGAACUGAGCAUCAGUUGAACAUAUAGUAGAAGGAAUUACUUUUCUGUAGAUGAAUGAACCAAAUGGUAACCAUUUAAACCAUUGCAUUUACUUAUUGCAAUAUGUUUCAGAACUAGAGCAUUCACUCUGCAGGGAAUAAGGUACCUCCUCUUAGCACCUUAGUGCAAUUCAUUGUGGUGCUAUUCUAUUUUUUCCAAACUGUUAAUUUCUCCACGGAAAGUUGUUUACUAAUCUUCUCAUGAAAUCUGCAGACAUAACUUCAAUCUGAUUGCCGUGUGUGUUAGAGAGCAUGCUUGGAGACUUCUUUGGCCUACAAGUUGAAUUGCUGACAUUUUAUUUUGGGUUUAGCAGAUCCACAGAAGCUGCCCAACAAACACACAAGCCUUGUAUUAUUACAGCAACAUUUGGGAAUAUAUGGAAUAUAUGCAGUUACUUUAAAAACAAUCUCAGAACUUCAGCUUUUCUGAAGUAAAAGCUGGGAGAAAUGAAUAGGGCUUGCAAUGGGUAAAAGAAAUAAACAAAACCCCACAAGAAUAAGGCUGUUUUCCAGUGUGGGUAACUAGAGAAAGGCUGUUUGUUUUUCUCUAGGUGAAUUUUUAAAAGCAACGAUCUUCACAUGGUUCCAGGGUAUUGAAACUUGAAGAUCACUCGGCCUUUUUGCUUUACUGGAAAGAAUGUGUCCCAAAUUGUCAAUCCCUAUGUUCAUUUGUAUCCAGAGGUUUAGCUUCCUGUAAGGUGUAAAUGUAUAAUAAUGUAAAUAUUUUCAGAAGUAUAUUCUUUGUGCAGUCUGGUCAAUCUUUUUUUUUUAUUCCUGGAAGCUGCUUGAGUCACUUUUGGACUUCAAGAAAAACACUGCGCUGGGUAAUACGCUCAGUUGGAAUGUGAAAUGGGAUGGAGUAAGUUAGCACGCAAUAAAACCAGACUCAUGAGCCACAUAAGCUUUGUCAGGUGAAAAAAAAAUUAAAGAAUGGUCACAAGUCGUUUUAUACUCGAAUCAUGUGCAGAGAGGUAACUAGAAGAUUGGGGCUUUAUGACUUACAACAGUGGAGAAUCAUUGGGCCCAAUUCCAGAAAUAUUGUAAAUGUGUUCCAAUCUUAACUGAUGUUGGAAAGGAAGACUGACAGCUCUAUGUCUGAACACAGCCUCUGCUGACUUCGUAGGUAUUGCUGUAGGUGCCAUGCUUUGGAAAGUACCAUUUCAGUACCAGUAUCCAUUAUGACAGGUGCAGCCUACCCUUGUAAAUAGAUAAUUAUAAAAUGGAGAGGCAUUCUGUCAUUUAAAAAAAAAGUAAUUACACUGUUUCCUCUUGUGAGAUGAUUCCUAGAAGAAACAUUGGGCAUGUGAAUGCCUGACCCUCUAAGGCAGUGGUUCUCAACCUGUGGGUCCCCAGAUGUUUUGGCCUUCAACUCUCAGAAAUCCUAACAGCUGGUAAACUGGGAUUUCUGGGAGUUGUAGGCGAAAACGUCUGGGGACCCACAAGUUGAGAACCACUGCUCUAGGUUGAACCUAGUUAGCAGGUUCUAUCAGUGGAAUGAGGAGAGUUAUUGACCACUGUCCCAUCAAUCUUCUGAGACUUGGGAGAGAACCCCCCUGGAACAGAUUUGGAGAGCGGAGGCUGCUUGAUGGGAAGAGAAAUCAAAAUCUGUUAUGUGAAUGAAGGCUUGCUCUUGUGAUAUAGCACCGUGCUCUUUGGUGUCAGGCCAGCAAGGCAUCUCAUGAACUAAGAGAUGCUUUAUACGAAAUAUAUAACAUUGUUCUCAUAAUGAAUGGGCUUGAUUUAGAUGACCAUACAUCUGAGAAAAUAUGCCUUUGAUCAUCUCCUGUACUACUGGGUAAAUAAUACCAAAGUUGUCUGUCAUACAGCUCUAAAAAAACAAUGGUUAUCCCAAGUAGUGUCACACUAGCAUGUAGCAAAUAGGUUUUUUUCAUGGGGGGUUGGGUGUUGACUUAGUUGGGUCUAGAGGAAGCCCAUUUUAAUUCAGUCUCAUUUAUUUCAGUGGGUCACGUGAAAGACCAAUCUAGAAGUCUUACUCCAAACCAGUGGAAUUACUGUCAUGUUUCAUGGAAUCAUAAUCCUUGCCGAGUAAGUUAUGUCUGCGAGGAGUUUUAAUUUAUACCAUCCUUGACAAAAGUGAGCCCUCCGAGAUUUUGCACACCUCUGUCUACCCAGUGUAUUAACAUGGGUAGAUUUUGAAAUUAUCUUUUUCCUCAUCCUGUUUUGAAAUACUUAACAAUAUAAAACAUAUAUUUUCAUUUGCUUCCAGUAGUGGAUUGGGGGCGGGGAUCAAAAUUUGGCCUGUGGCCAAAUGUAUGUAUGCUUUGCUUGGUUAGCCAUGCAUGAAACUUCUCAUUUAAGAGGUCGAUCCACAAAUACAAAAGUAGCUUUCUUGUACUUGGAACCUUUUUUUUCAUAUAAGUGCAAGACACAUUCCUUUAAAAAGAGCUCCGUGGAUAUAUUGUCCUACUUAAAGCCAGAUUAGGAAGUGUUACACAGGAGAUACUGAUGCUUGGUUAGAUACAUGAAUGAAGGAAAAUGGUUUAGCACUUAGUAGUUAUGCACUUCAAAUUACCCACUGUGGCUCCUUUUAGAUUUACUCAUAUAUUUUUUCUCACAAUAACCAUGUCACAAUUUGGUAACUUCUGUAAUUUUGCAUGGCAUACCCUUGGGGUUUUUUUAAGGUUACCCCUAUUAGUUGGUAUUUAAAACUUCCAGUUUCAUGGAACAUUUCUGAAUAAUUUUUGACAAUGUAUUGUCGAAGGCUUUCAUGGUCGGAAUCAUUGGGUUAUAGGUUUUUCAGGCUGUAUGGCCAUGUUCUAGAAGUAUUCUCUCCUGAUGUUUCGCCUACGUCUAUGGCAGGCAUCCUCAGCCAUAGAUGCAGGUGAAACGUCAGGAGAGAAUGCUUCUAGAACAUGGCCUUACUGCCCAAAAACACAACAACCAAUUUUAUGACAAUUUUGGAAAUAGGAUUGUUGCGGUAGGAUUAUGAAGAUACAUUCAUGCAAAAAAAAAUUCGUAAAGCACCAAACACUAAAAAACAUCACAAGUGGCCAGGUUAGGAUGAAGUGCCUCUUCCAUGCUUCUAGAUCAUGACUGGAAGGGAAUAUCUUUGAAAAGUAGAAUGUAAUUGAAUUAGUGUUACUUUGGACAGAUUAAAUAUAUGAGAAUUUUGUUGAGGUAUGUCUUAAAAUCUAGGAAAGUGUUUUGGUUAUCAUAUAUAUGGGAUCUUUUUUAAGAUUUCCCAAAACUCUUCUUUACCAAACUUACUGGUCUUCCAAAUAAUCGCUUUAAUUAAUGGCAAAGGGAAUAAUAAUCUUUCCAAGCAGUUAGUGUUUCAGUCACUUUAUGUUUCGAGUUUGCAGUUUAUGGUUACCUGACAGUUUGUAUCAGAUAAUACACUUGUGGAUAUAAAUCUGUGCUGGAAACUCAUUUUAUGUUGAACAUAAUAUAUUCAGAAAGUCAAAUUUUAAAGAUAUACUUGUUGAUUUUGAUCCAUUAAAGUUACUUUAUUUAAACUUUAUUAACAAACUUCCUAUAAUGCUGCAGUUUUUCUUUAACCAUUUAUAAUUGUGGAAACUUAAUGUCAUUUUUGUAUAUUUCUUUUCAUGCGUUCUUUGUCUAAUCUAAACUCACCUUCACUAAUAGGGUUUUUGGUUGUACCACUUAGAACUAAGACCAAAAGAUGCUAUUUGCUGAACAUAUGAACAUUUUCAGAUCUAUUAUUCUAAUGUGUGUGGACACUUCCUCCAUAUUAGAGGAAGAAUAAGAAGUACAAAAAGGCUGUUACAGUGUACCACUUUCACAAGGACAUUUUAUUGGUCAGUUUUUCAAUAAAAUCCUCAAUUUUCAGUGCA
Anolis sagrei ordinatus is the source of this 6193-nucleotide messenger RNA. It is a transcript of the gene ANKRD13C, whose product is annotated as ankyrin repeat domain 13C. Gene Ontology annotation, molecular function: signaling receptor binding. NCBI's taxonomy places the organism in Eukaryota, Metazoa, Chordata, Lepidosauria, Squamata, Anolidae. The record is from RefSeq and is a predicted model, not a curated record. Gene Ontology annotation, cellular component: cytoplasm. Gene Ontology annotation, biological process: protein retention in ER lumen.